Molecule: messenger RNA, 747 nt
Organism: Hyaloperonospora brassicae
Lineage: Eukaryota; Oomycota; Peronosporomycetes; Peronosporales; Peronosporaceae
Source: the annotation of a GenBank genome assembly
AUGGUCCUCUCCCGUCCGUUGCUGCUCUGCUGCGCGCUGUCCGCCGCGAACGUCAAUGCGUCCGCUGACUUUCCCGACUUGGGCAAGUACACGCAACUGUGUGAGCCCUAUACCUGUCGUGCAAAGCGCGCGUUGGUCCCGGUCAAAGACUUUGAGUUUACGACCAAUGGCUGCGGCACUUCGGGUAUGUCGGUGACGUCCAAUCAGGAGUUUCUCGAAUGCUGCAACUGGCACGACGCAUGCUACAGCGUCUGCGGGAUGCCGAAAGCCAAUUGCGAGAAACGCUUUCAAAAGUGUCUGAAAGAGAAAUGUGGCGACGUUCGGGACGCCACAAAGCGUGGCGAGUGUUUAUCAGCUGCCCGUAUUUUUUACGUCAGCGCCAACAUGAUUGCGUGUCCAGCCUUCCACGAUGCACAGAAAGAAGCGUGCGAGUGCGUGCCGACGAAGGAAGCCGCAGACGCUAUCCGCGAGCGUCUCGUGUACUUCCUCGAAGUGAAUGGCGCGCCAGAAGACGAGCUUGCGGACGAGGCUCUGGACGCUCUGUUGGCAAAGUACAAGGGCCGGGAGCACACCAUGUUCCUGCGCCUGCUGAAGAAGUACCCGGACGCUCUCAAGCUGGACCCGCAAAAGUCCAACUAUCUCGACGACGUUGUUCGCGAUGCCGACGAGAGUCUGAAGGACAUGGAGAAGAACGAGGCGGCCACCCGCGGGACGGACGAGUACGUGGACGAACACGAAGAGCUCUAG